Anopheles funestus (African malaria mosquito) is the source of this 1614-nucleotide messenger RNA. RefSeq names its product inactive hydroxysteroid dehydrogenase-like protein 1. The record is from RefSeq and is a predicted model, not a curated record. The transcript is spliced from 6 exons. The coding region runs from base 372 to 1358 and encodes 328 amino acids. Gene Ontology annotation, molecular function: oxidoreductase activity. Gene Ontology annotation, cellular component: endoplasmic reticulum. NCBI's taxonomy places the organism in Eukaryota, Metazoa, Arthropoda, Insecta, Diptera, Culicidae.
CAGCGAACUUUAGUUCUACGCUGAACUUCGAACGGAACGGAAACGGUCGAAUGGUGGUCCGCGCUCGUGCUGUGUCAGUGCACUUGGUUCGGCAACUUGUGAUACCCUCGCGAGCAAAUCAUGUGUGCGUGAGGUGGUUACUUCGAUACAUUCCGACCAGUCCAUGAGGUUCCGGACAGUUUGGCUUGAACGUACGGUGAGACCGGCAUUGGUGCGGCUUAACAGCCCCUCACAUCACUUUAAACGUGUUUCUGUGUUCGGUAGCGUGUGUUAACAGUGUCACGGAUUAAGUGAACUCAAUUCGGUAGCCCUUCUGUGACGCGCUACUCGUGUGUUCCUCAGUUGUGUUUCCUUAUCACCGUGCGCAGAUAAUGUUGCUGAUACCGACACAGCUUGCCCUCUGGGGUCUUGCGUUGAUAGGCGUGUGGGCGUUGAUUUGGUGGAUGUAUGAUAAUCUGAAAUCAUUGGCACAAAUCUGUGUCGCCUUGCUGGCACCAUAUUUGGCACCGGCCGAACACAAAACACUGGUCGAACGGUUUGGAAAAUGGGCCGUAAUUACCGGAUCGACUGAUGGCAUCGGUAAGCAGUACGCUUUCCAGCUCGCUAGCCGUGGCCUCAACGUGGUACUAGUCUCACGCUCCACCGACAAGUUAGUCGCCGUGGCGCACGAAAUCGAGUCCAAGUACUCGGUGAAGACCAAAUGGAUAGCGGUCGACUUUGGCAACGGACGGGAGAUUUACGAUCACCUGCGGAAGGAACUCGAGUCCGUCCCCGUUGGCAUUCUAGUCAACAACGUGGGCGCGAAUGCCGACUAUCCGGACGAUCUUGAUCACAUUCCCGAGGACAAGCUGUGGCAGCUGAUCAACAUCAACAUCGGUGCGGUAACUAUGCUUACGCGCACGGUUUUACCGGGGAUGAAGAAACGCGGCCAGGGUGCGAUCGUUAACAUCUCGUCCGGUAGCGAGCUUCAACCACUACCCUACAUGACGGUAUAUGCGGCAACGAAGGCUUACAUCCACAACUUCACCCUCGCAAUGCAGUACGAGCUGGAACCGUUCGGUAUCACCUGCCAGCUGGUGAGCCCAAUGUUUGUAACGACCAAGAUGAACAACUUCUCUACGACAAUAAUGGAGGGUGGACUGUUCAUACCAAACGCAGAAAUGUACGCCAAGUUUGCCACAUUUACGCUCGGUAAAACGAAGCAAACUACCGGCUACUGGUCGCACGGUAUUCAGUACGCCGUGUUUAAGCUAGUCCCGGAGUGGGUCCGUACCGUGAUCGGUGGCAUGAUGAACAAGCAGUUUCGAAAGGAAUACUACGACCAGCAAAAGUCCACCGUACCCGCGCAGGCCAGCUAGAUCUGGAUACUUGAUCCGGCAGCUGUGUCCUUCGAAUGAUGGCGCCCUGUUGGCGCAGUUUGUGUUUUGAUGCAUUUUUUUUUUGUUAAUGACGUUUAUGUUAAGCUAGCUUUUGUUUGUUAGAUACUGAAUAAGCUUAAGUGAGUAUUAUUCUUUCUCCCCCAAAACAGACUGAGAUGUCAGGAGGUAUUGUAGUAUUGUUGAUACUGUUUUCCAGGAUAAAAAUAAAAAAAUUCAAAUUUUGUUUUUUUUUACA